CGGAGCGGCGCGGCGGGAGCCAGGUCCCCUCCAGCCCCGCCGGACACUUGGAAUCGCCCUGGCCUCGGGGUGGACUCAGCUGCACCAUGCCGCGCCCCAAACCCAUCCCCCGACGGCGCCGCCGCCCCGCAGCCCCCACACCGCCCCGGCCACCGACACGCAGGCGCCGCCCAGGUCAGCGGGCAUUGCAGGAGAUCCGCAAGUACCAGAGCAGCACCCGCCUGCUGCUGCGCCCUGGCCCCUUCGCCCGUCUGGUGCGGGAGCUCUGCCUACUCUUCACCCGCGGGGUUGAUUACCGCUGGCAGCGCAUGGCCCUGCUGGCCCUACAGGAGGCAGCAGAGGCCUUCGCUGUGCGGCUGCUGGAAGACGCGUACCUGUGCUCGCUGCACGCCCGCCGAGUCACCCUGUUCCCCAAAGAUCUGCAGCUGGCCCGGCGCCUGCGGGGACUUGAGGGGGGGGGCAUCUGAAUGGGGACCCUCCUGCGGCCCUGCAGAGACUCAGCCUCCCAGAGCCCUGAGACAAGACCCCCACCCUGGAAUUCUCUCCUGACAAUUUCACACCCCUCAGACUCCCUCCUACUGCACGCCACCUCAGGAUCCCCAACAACCCCUUCAGGGACACAUCCCAGGGUAGAGGUCCCCUUCCAUUGUCCAGUACCCCUCAGAUUUUUGAGGACCCCUACCCAUGAUCCCCCUGGGACCCCAUCACCAGAAUGCCAGUCCCAGAGGAACCUACCCAGGACCUACACCCUACUGGUGACCCUCUCAGUUCUGCUGCACCCCAAUAAAUUCAUAAAUGU
Molecule: messenger RNA, 799 nt
Organism: Hirundo rustica (Barn swallow)
Lineage: Eukaryota; Metazoa; Chordata; Aves; Passeriformes; Hirundinidae
Gene: CENPA
Product: centromere protein A
Exons: 5
Coding region: 87-467 (126 amino acids)
Cellular component (GO): nucleosome
Molecular function (GO): protein heterodimerization activity; DNA binding; structural constituent of chromatin
Source: RefSeq, a predicted model, not a curated record